Molecule: messenger RNA, 413 nt
Organism: Centruroides sculpturatus (bark scorpion)
Lineage: Eukaryota; Metazoa; Arthropoda; Arachnida; Scorpiones; Buthidae
Product: ubiquitin carboxyl-terminal hydrolase 22-A-like
Exons: 4
Biological process (GO): protein deubiquitination
Molecular function (GO): cysteine-type deubiquitinase activity
Source: RefSeq, a predicted model, not a curated record
UUUUAUUCAGGGAAAAGCACUCCUCACAUUCCAUACCGAUUACUCCAUCUUGUAUGGACACAUGCCAGGCAUCUAGCUGGUUAUGAACAACAAGAUGCUCAUGAAUUUUUUAUAGCUACAUUAGAUGUAUUGCAUCGGCAUUGUAAAGGAACCAAUGGUUUAUCAAGUAGUAAUCCUCAUCAUUGUAACUGUAUUAUUGAUCAAAUAUUUACUGGAGGACUUCAGUCUGAUGUUAUAUGCCAAGCUUGCAAAGCAGUGUCUACAACAAUAGAUCCAUUUUGGGAUAUUUCACUAGAUCUUGGGCCAAACACUCAUCUUCAAGCUUCAAGUUCAACUGAAAAUACAUCAGAAUGUGGAAUUGGAGAUGGACAAGAAGAUGCUGAGCCAUCAUCAUUAAUAGAUUGUUUAGAAAG